Saccostrea echinata is the source of this 2240-nucleotide messenger RNA. Its product is annotated as interphotoreceptor matrix proteoglycan 2-like. The record is from RefSeq and is a predicted model, not a curated record. The coding region runs from base 111 to 1766 and encodes 551 amino acids. Lineage: Eukaryota; Metazoa; Mollusca; Bivalvia; Ostreida; Ostreidae. The transcript has 11 exons.
UAUUAAUUGUUGUCAUAAGAGUUGGAUCAUCUACAACACCAGCAGAACCUCAAACAACGGAAAGUGUAUCACCCUACACCACAACAAUUGAAACCGCAACUGUGUCAACAAUGUCUUCAACAGUCUCUACAUUGGCAUCGACUGAGAAAGAAACUAUCGCAUCGACGAGCGGACCUACAGAUAACGCGACACAACCAACAAGCGAGCAAAUGACAACAAUAACAACAACUCUUAGUAAUGGUGAUGAUACAGAAGGGACACGGGAAACAACAACAGUGAUUACAAGCACGGAUACAGCACAGACACAAGAAACAACUGAAAUAAGUACCACCAGAACAACAGAAAAUACAACUUCCUCCACUGAUCCAACAACAUAUUCACCUAAUUCAAGUGGAAUUUCUACAAGUAAUAAUGACGUAUCUACCGAAUUAACAACUAAUGACUCUUACAACACUACUAGCUCAACUGAAACAACAUCACUAUCUAAUGACACGACCAGCUCAACUGUACCAACUUUACUACCUAAUGACACAACCACAACAGCUCUAGAGUCUAAUACCACAGCAAUAACAAGUUCACCAAACACAACAUCUGAACAACCCAACACAACAACUGAGGAACUACUUACCACAGACAUAACAGAACAAAACACGGCCUCAACCGGUAGUGUCGACAGUACAACUGAGAUGACAUCCACGAUUAAAUCAACCAAUCAGCCAAUGGUAACAACAACAAAGAAAAAUCAUAUUGAGGCUAUCUAUCCUAGCAUUGAAAAUGCUGUGCUGGAUUUUACAUUUAGAUUACAGUUUGAGGAUUGUUCAUACAAUAAAACAUCAAUUGAGAAAGAGCUUACAGUUGUAGCCAGUACUGUAAAUGGAUGCGAGUACAUCAGGGUGAAAAGCAUAAAAAGCUGUGCUUCUGGGCGGAGGAGAAGGUCAACAACAGGAUUGUAUGUGUCAGUAAAUAGUGUGUUCGGUAUUGACGCCAAGAUCGGAGUGGGAAAUGGGUCAGAUGUAUCCAACGAAUUGUAUACCGCCUUAUCGAAUGUACCUGGCAUUGAUGGGGCGUAUUUAAAUGAUUCAAGAAAUAAUUUAAGUAAUGCUUUAACGUCACAGUCUAUAUGUGACGCAGACACCUGCAAAAGUGCACUGAUUGGUCGACCAGGAUAUGUGUGCGUCAGUGAGAAUUUUAACAACACGCAGAGAUGCGCAAUUAUGUAUUACUGUUACCGUCAACCUAUUGACUGCGGAGAAAAUGGAGAAUGUUAUGUGGAAACUGAGAUUCGAUCUGGACAGACGUCCUAUAUCUCUAAAUGCAGAUGUAAAAAAGAAGAGUACUAUUGGUAUGAAGGCACUCAAUGUACUGAAAGAGUCAUCACGUGGCAAUUAGCUGUAAUAAUCUGUGUUUCCGGUGCUGGAGUACUAAUUCUCAUCCUCCUUUUCGUCAUUAUAUCACUCUGCUGUAGAAACUCUUCUAAUUCUGCUGAUGUAAGCUUUGAUGAGUCUGAAUUGAUAUACAGUCCAUCCGGGAUAACCAGCCUAAAUCAAUAUAAAAAUGGAAGGACGAGAGAAUCUUUCAAGGGAAAAGAUAAUGGGGCUUAUAUGGAAGUUCGCGAAACAUCAGCAGGCGGAAGUUGGAGACCCGAGGACAGUGCUAACACGUAUGCUAAUAUAGAUUCCAAGUUACGAGAAUCUAAUUAUAAAAUACAGAUAAAAAGACCACAGGUUUCGCAGUAUCGAAAGUCAGACGAAAUCACCGAGUUUUAGAGACAAUCAAUCAAACAUGCAUCUAUCGACAUUUUGAGAUACGUACGACCUCAACUAGCAGUCUGGAAUAUUUAUUUAACUGCAAUUGUUAUUCCCCACACUGAUUACAAGUGGAACAUACCUUUUUUAAUUGAAAUGACAAAGUGUGACACAAAUAAAAAAUGUGAUAAGCAAAAUAUCGUCCAUUACUAAAAUCAAAUAAUAACAUUUGCUGUAACAAAUAUGUAUUAUUCAUGUAAUUUGAAAGGGACAAAGUCGAAAAUAAUGUAUACUUUAUUUGUAAAAGGAUUAUUUAGAUUAAGUAAUGAACAUUGAAAUUUUUAAUGUAAGGUAUGUGCCUUCGUUGAUUUUUGUUAUUCAUUUGUAACAUCCUCUCAAAUUUGUAAACUAACUAAUAUUACCUGUCUAACCAUUAAACUGGUGGGUUGUCUUGAUCAUUUGUAUUUCCCAAAAAAUGCUUACUUUUAAAAAAAU